Aspergillus chevalieri is the source of this 753-nucleotide messenger RNA. RefSeq lists its product as uncharacterized. The coding region runs from base 1 to 753 and encodes 250 amino acids. The record is from RefSeq and is a predicted model, not a curated record. The transcript is spliced from 2 exons. NCBI's taxonomy places the organism in Eukaryota, Fungi, Ascomycota, Eurotiomycetes, Eurotiales, Aspergillaceae.
AUGGAUCUCCAAGGACAGCCCAUCGGUGCCUCCAGAAGCACUAAGGUCACUACCGACCCCAAGGCCUAUCAACAACCCAUCAGCGAACCCGCUGGUCCCGUCUCCAACGACUCUCUCGCCGCAGAAUCAUCCACCCACGGCGGUGCCUUCUCUCAAAACCGCGGCGCCGAGCCCCUCGGUGUGUCUGGCGGCCAGUCGACUCUGAACAACACUAGCACCUCCGGCGCAACCACCCUUCCCUCUGCCGCAGUCGGCACCGCCCGUGAGAACCUCGACAGACAAGAAAGGUACCCCGAAGCUCUCGGCGGCCAGGGCAACUACCCCGGCGCCCACCUGCCCCAAUCCGGCUACACCGGCGGUCCAACAGCCGCGAAGCAGGACCUUAACAUCGGCUCUGGCCAAUACUCUACGCACAAGGUUGGCGCUGCCGGCGUCAGCGCCAGCGGAAGCGGCUACCAGAGUCAGUACAACGCGGGCCAGGCCCCUUCGUACGUGGCCGAUGUCACAGAGCAGUUUGGAAACACCAAGCCGCAUGGCAAGAACAUCCAGGAGGGUGGCUUUGACAGCGACCCUAAGUACAACGCUAGCUUCAACAACCAGGUUGGUAACAGACAGGACCCUGGUCGCGCUGGUUUGAAUGACCUCCAGUAUCGGGUGGCUCAGAGUGGUCCCGAUGCUGGUGGUGGUCCUAGACAGAAGGGCGUGGACAACCAGCAGCCCUACGAGGCGUUGGAGCGGGACCAGCGCGCAUAA